This is a messenger RNA of Melanotaenia boesemani (Boeseman's rainbowfish), 1002 nucleotides long. RefSeq lists its product as uncharacterized. NCBI's taxonomy places the organism in Eukaryota, Metazoa, Chordata, Actinopteri, Atheriniformes, Melanotaeniidae. Bases 1 to 1002 code for a protein of 333 amino acids. The transcript has 2 exons. The record is from RefSeq and is a predicted model, not a curated record.
AUGGCAGGAGUCCAGGUCACAGACGAUGACACCGAGCUGGAGCCCCUGGACGAAAUGCAGGUCCAACAUGAAGUUUUUGGCCGGUUCUUGGCCUCUGAGGUGUCCUUGUUCCGGGAGAAUCUGGAAAAGUUUGGGAAGGAGCUCCGGGAGAGUUUGCAGGCCCUGAAGCAGGAAUUGGUCGAGCAGGUGCAUGCCGAGGCAGAACUGACAGGGCGCUCUUUAGAGCAAAGGCUCAUGGUGGCCCUCGAAGACCGGGUGACUGACCUCAGACAGACGCUGACGGGGACCCAGCAGGGAACGCAGGAGGGAGAUCCAGGGCUCAAGCCAGCGGGGUCUCGAGUGGCGUCCCCCGGACCCUCCUCGCCACGGCCGGGCUCAUCUGUAAAGAGGAGUUUGUCGCCACCUGCUCUGGCUAAUCCUCCCGUCCCAUCGUCUACAGCUGCUGAAACUUCACAGCGGCGGUCUCCAUUAACCCUCCUGCCAGAUGAACCCGUUUCUGAUAUCACCGUGGUGUCAGACGAUGACGAGUAUGAAGGGGAGACUCUGCCAAUGUCCCAGAUGAGAACCUCCCAGAAGACAGCCUUCCUCCCUCAGGCGGCUGGCGGGCCGGAUUUAACCCAGGGCUCAGCGGCCACAAGAACAGCCACCAGCCUGGAGGACCUGCCACCCCAGCUGGCCUCGGCUCUGGCUCAACACAUGACGGGCACACCAUCCCACAGUCGGGAAAAGCUGUCUCCGCUUCAGAAUGCAUUCUUCAUGCACCAGAUGGAGGUGCUGAACAUCACAGACACCAGGCUCCUUAGCCCAAACGCAGAGCGCAUCCACCAACGUGGCAUCCGAGCCAAUAUCUGGACUCCCGGCUGGAGGCCUCAGGGGACAAAGUCUAUGCCAGACUAUCUGGGAGAAAAAAUCAAGACAGCUAUAAGAAGGAAACGGAGAUCGGACGAUCUGAUGCAGCAGCUUGUGGCGUCGUCCACUAAUGUUAAAAAACGCUUGUUGUAG